AUGGCCUACAACCUCUCAAUAGAGGUCUUCGGUUCCGGCGAUAGCCCCACACACCGAUCCCACUGGGGCUUCAUGAUCAACAAACCGGGGAAUCUAGAAUUCGGAGAUCUCCUCCAAGUCGAGGUCGUUGAUUCAGACCGGUUGUGGUACGGUUUUGCGCCUCGGUACGCCACAAAGAUUAUCGACAAGGCGGCUGUGGGGAUGUGCAAGCUUACCGAUCUGACGUCUCAACAACGACACGACGUGAUCAAGACUAUCGAGAAGGUGCCUGCUCCUAAGAAUUCAAUUGGCCUGUGCCAAGAUUGGAUUUUUGAUGCUUUGUUGUCUUUGGAGAUUGAAGAAUUCGUUCCUUCCGGUACUUCUGCUUUCUGGAAGGGCAUGAUUGGCAGACCGGCACGAGAAGUUGCUGCUGCUUGUGGGACGCAGUGGACUGCCUUUGCUUGA
Messenger RNA from Penicillium psychrosexuale, 444 nucleotides. RefSeq lists its product as uncharacterized. Bases 1 to 444 code for a protein of 147 amino acids. Lineage: Eukaryota; Fungi; Ascomycota; Eurotiomycetes; Eurotiales; Aspergillaceae. The transcript has a single exon. The record is from RefSeq and is a predicted model, not a curated record.